AUGAUUGAGAAAGAAGUUAUAGGCGUUGAACCUAUUACCUGCCAUGCAUGGAACAAGGACAGGACUCAACUAGCUUUAUCGCCGAAUAGUGAUGAGGUUAUCAUCUUCCGCGUUCACAACAUUCCUGAUCGAAAAUACGAAAAGCUUCACGUUCUAAAAGGUCAUGACCUCAAAGUAAAUUCCAUCGACUGGGCACCGAACUCCAACCGUAUUGUGACCUGCUCUGCGGAUCGGAAUGCGUACGUCUGGACUUUGGCUGAUGAUAAAAAAUGGAAACCAACGAAAGUGUUACUCCGAAUAAACAGAGCUGCGACCUGUGUUAAAUGGUCUCCCUUGGAAAACAAAUUCGCGGUUGGAAGCGGCGCGAGAACGAUAUCCGUUUGCUACUUCGAUAAGGACAACGAUUGGUGGGUAUCGCGACACAUCAAGAAGCCGAUCAAGUCGACUGUAACGUCCUUGUCAUGGCAUCCGAACAAUGUAUUGCUAGCCGCGGGAUCGAUGGAUUUCAAGGCAAGGAUAUUUUCUGCAUACAUUAAAGAAAUCGAAGAUAAGCCCGCCGCUACUCCUUGGGGAGCCAAAAUGCCCCUGGGGCAAUUGAUGGCGGAGUUUUCAAAUUCAUGUCUCGGUGGAGGUUGGGUCCAUUGUGUGGCAUUUUCACCCAGUGGAAAUCGGUUGUGCUGGGUCGGACACGACGCCUCGCUUUCGGUGGUCGACUCCGGGGUGGGGUCAGUGGUAAAAACUACUCGAACCGAAAACCUUCCAUUCCUCGCUUGCAUGUGGAUUUCGGAGAACGAAAUCGUUGCUGCGGGGCACGGAUGCUGUCCAAUAUUGUAUGGUGUUGGAAGUGACGGAACUCCGAGCUUUUGCGCCAAAAUGGACACCAGUCAAAAGAAAGAGACUUCAGGAACAUCGGCCAUGAGGAAAUUCCAGUCAUUGGACAAGCAAGCACGAUCCGAGUCAGCAGAUACAACUUUGCCAUCUGUGCAUCAAAACUCGAUUACGUCACUUUCUUACAUGGGAUCUAGUGGAACAAAAAGACAAAUCACUACCACUGGUGUUGAUGGCGCUAUAGGGAAUGUCAUUCAAGGAAAGGUGGAAGUCGUCGGGGUUACGCCGUUGGGGCGGGAUGUGGCGUCUUCAGGCGUGACGGUUUGCUUGCCCAAAAAUGCAUGCCAAAAUCAAGAGGAAUAUUUGAAAAAUUGA
Messenger RNA from Notodromas monacha, 1203 nucleotides. The record is from the annotation of a GenBank genome assembly. NCBI's taxonomy places the organism in Eukaryota, Metazoa, Arthropoda, Ostracoda, Podocopida, Cyprididae.